Phialemonium atrogriseum is the source of this 2311-nucleotide messenger RNA. Its product is annotated as Calreticulin-domain-containing protein. NCBI's taxonomy places the organism in Eukaryota, Fungi, Ascomycota, Sordariomycetes, Cephalothecales, Cephalothecaceae. Gene Ontology annotation, cellular component: endoplasmic reticulum membrane; endoplasmic reticulum. Gene Ontology annotation, biological process: protein folding. The record is from RefSeq and is a predicted model, not a curated record. The coding region runs from base 362 to 2059 and encodes 565 amino acids. Gene Ontology annotation, molecular function: calcium ion binding. The transcript is spliced from 4 exons.
AGAUGCGGGCACUCACGGUACUUCCCUACCCCAACUUGCAGCCAGUAAUGGCCGCCCAAUAAUUUCUGGCCCAGCUUCACUGUGCUUGCUCACCCGAAAAGAGGACACGUUGAGUGACCACAUCUCUCUUCUACCGGACUAGAAAACCACCCAUCACCCCGACCUCCCAAUCUUGAUCUUGGGAAUUUUCUUUUUCUUUCCUCGAGCUCUGGGAGCAAUCAUUCAUUGUGAAUAACCUCUCUCAAUUGUCUCCGUGGACGGCGCUUUGUUCCUCUACAUCCAUACCUUCUGUCGCCGCCCUUUCACAUCCCCCAUCCCGACUGAUCGUCUUGCUGCUUGAGAACAGCAGCUUGCUGUCAUCAUGAAGUUCAACGCUGUGGCAGCUGCCGUUGGUGCAGCCCUUCUUGCCGGCAGUGCCUAUGCCGAUGAUGCUCAGAAGGUCAUCAAGGACGAGGCCUCGGCCGCUGAGCCCGUUCCCACGCCCACCUUCACUCCUACGAAGCUGAAGGCGCCCUUCCUCGAGCAGUUCACCGAGGGCUGGGACAAGCGGUGGAAGGCCUCUCACGCCAAGAAGGACAGCUCUGAUGAGGAAGAAUGGGCCUUCGUUGGCGAGUGGUCGGUUGAGGAGCCUACCGUCUACAAGGGCAUGGAGGGUGACAAGGGCCUUGUCGUUAAGAACGUCGCUGCUCACCACGCCAUUUCUGCCAAGUUCCCCAAGAAGAUUGACCCCAAGGGCAAGACCUUGGUUGUCCAGUAUGAGGUCAAGCUUCAGAAUGGCCUUGACUGUGGUGGUGCUUACCUGAAGCUCCUGCGUGAUACUAAGGCUCUUCACCAGGAGGAGUUCUCCAACACUACCCCAUAUGUCAUCAUGUUUGGGCCCGACAAGUGUGGCCACACCAACAAGGUGCACUUCAUCUUCAACCACAAGAACCCCAAGACCGGCGAGUAUGAGGAGAAGCACCUGUCUUCCCCUCCUACUGCUCGCAUUGUCAAGACUACCGAGCUCUACACUCUCAUCGUGCACCCCAACAACACCUACAUUAUCCAGCAGAACGGCGAGCAGGUCAAGACGGGCAGCCUUCUGGAGGGUUUCGCCCCAGCUGUCAACCCGCCAAAGGAGAUCGAUGAUCCCAAGGACAAGAAGCCCGAGGACUGGGUUGACGAGGCCCAGAUCGCCGAUCCCGAGGCCAAGAAGCCCGAGGACUGGGAUGAGGAUGCGCCGUUUGAGGUUGUCGAUGAGGAGGCCACUAUGCCUGAGGAUUGGCUCGUUGAUGAGCCCAUUACCGUCUCUGACCCCGAGGCUGAGAAGCCCGAGGAUUGGGAUGAUGAGGAAGACGGUGACUGGAUCGCCCCUACCAUUCCCAACCCCAAGUGUGCCGAGGCUUCUGGCUGUGGCCCGUGGACCAAGCCCAUGAAGCAGAACCCCGACUACAAGGGCAAGUGGACUGCGCCCUUCAUCGACAACCCUGCCUACAAGGGUGUCUGGGAGCCUCGCAAGAUCAAGAACCCCAACUAUUUCGAGGACAAGACGCCUGCCAACUUUGAGCCCAUGGGCGCUAUCGGUUUCGAGAUCUGGACCAUGCAGAACAACAUCUUGUUCGACAACAUCUACAUUGGCCACUCUGUUGACGACGCCGCCAAGCUUGCCGAGGAGACCUUCUUCCUCAAGCACCCGAUCGAGGAGCUCGCUGAGCUCGCCGACAAGCCCAAGGAGGAGGAUAAGCCCAAGUCGCCGUCCGACCUCAAGUUCUUGGAUGACCCGGUCCACUACAUCAGGGAGAAGCUCGACCUCUUCCUGACCAUCGCCAAGAAUGACCCCAUCCAGGCCAUCAAGUUCGUCCCCGAGGCUGCCGGUGGCAUCGCCGCCGUUCUGGUUACUAUUCUCGCCGUCGUUGUCGGCCUCGCUGGUUCGGGUAGCUCUGCUGCCCCGGCUGCCAAGAAGGUUGCCACCGAUGCGAAGGACAAGGCCAAGGAGGCUGCGAGCAAGGCCGCAUCAGCGACCGGUGCCGAUACCUCAAAGGCAGACCUUAACAAGCGCAACACCCGGAGCCAGUCGUAAGUGGCUAGCGGUGAUGUGGGAAGGCGGGACAGACGGGGGGGCAGUAAUUCGGUAGUUAGCAAAAAUGGGUUGAGAUGGAUUUGACAUGACAAGGGUUGAGCUGCGGUUCAAUGGCACCAUUGAUUUGCAACGAUGUCUGCUUUCUUUUUAUCUCUCUUUUUCUCCUCCUUUUGCUAGUACGUAACACAACUGCAAUUGGAAGGCGCAGGUGUACCUCUAGGCGCGGUCAAUAAAUCUUUUUAUUCCAUGUUU